AUGUUUUUUCUUUUCUCUGUCUUUCAUAUGGUACAUCUAUCUAUCUAUCUAUCUAUCUAUCUAUCUAUCUAUCUAUGCCUAUUCACAUCUAUCUAUCUAUCUAUCUAUCUAUCUAUCUAUAUAUCUAUCGAUGACAGUAUGUUCAUAUCUAUCUAUCUAUCUAUCUAUCUAUCUAUCUAUCUAUCUAUCUAUCUGAAAAAUUUUUCUUCUUCCAUACAUUUCCAUUUCUUCAUUUUCUCAUUCACAUUUUUUGCUACUUUAUAUUUUAUUUGCGUCCUUUCCUUCUCGGUCUCUUUCUUUUCCUUUCCAAUUCUCAUUAAUAUUUUUCUUUCUUUCUUUUCUUCGUUUCAUUUCCGUUUCUUUUUAGUUUCUUCCUUCUCUUCCAACUCCCGUUUUCUCUAUAGCUUUCUACUUCUCUUUUCCUUCACUAACUUCUUCAUUCUAUCUGUUUUCCUUUUUUUUUUUUUAUCAAUUCUCUCAAGUUUAUUUUCCAUUUUGUUUUCUUAA
Molecule: messenger RNA, 507 nt
Organism: Acanthosepion pharaonis
Lineage: Eukaryota; Metazoa; Mollusca; Cephalopoda; Sepiida; Sepiidae
Source: the annotation of a GenBank genome assembly